Messenger RNA from Acipenser ruthenus (sterlet), 4383 nucleotides. Its product is annotated as otoancorin-like. The transcript is spliced from 25 exons. Gene Ontology annotation, biological process: cell-matrix adhesion. Bases 137 to 3256 code for a protein of 1039 amino acids. Gene Ontology annotation, cellular component: cell surface. Lineage: Eukaryota; Metazoa; Chordata; Actinopteri; Acipenseriformes; Acipenseridae. The record is from RefSeq and is a predicted model, not a curated record.
UGUUGAUGCAUUCUUCUUUUCAAGUAAACAAGAGGCCUGGAACCCUCUUGACGCCCUGAAGUAUCUGUUUUUGAAGAACUCCACUCUGAACGUGGAACGCAUUACGACGAUCUUGAGAGACUACCAGACGAGACUGAUGAGUGAGCCGAAACAGCUUAUAUCUGAGCUCCUGACGCUGGACAGCCAGCAGUUCCUGGUGGCCAUGAAACUGCUCUUCAGUGGAAGAAAAGAGCAGACACCCCUGAUGGAUAUUGAUUUUGACCUGAUAAUGGCCGCCCUCGUGCAGAGUCCUGGGGGGAACAGGUCCCUGUUCUGGAUUGCGAAGGAGAGGUGUUGGUCAGAGCUGAACGCCCCAGACUGCGUGGAGCUCCUGGGGAGGGCAAUGAGGUUGUCCUCAGGGGAGUUCGUCCACGAGGAGCUUAUCACAGACCUGCCCCGGGAUCUGCAGGACGACACCUUCAGGAACAUAACGGCUAUUUUUAAGGACCUUUAUGACAAGUUUUCAGUCAGCACGCAAAGAGCUAUCUACAAGUGGAUCACUCUGGGUCUGCAGAAAUGGACAAAGUCAAAUGCAGAAGGAUUUGAUUCGUGGGUCACAGCCGAGAGCCUGAGGUUUCUGGGAAGAUACAUUGUUCAUCUGCCAGUGUACAACAUCAAGACAAUUCCUCUGAGUGAGAUAAGGAUGUUCAUCAACUAUGACAAUGCCACAAAACAGCUGGACUCGGUGUACGACAUUAAGCAUGCCACAGCCAAAGCCUUCCUGGGAAGAAUCAACGGCUCUGGGUUCGAUAUGGGGAACACCUCAAUAGUCUACAGGCUCGGCCUCCUGGUCUGUUUCUAUAACAACGUGCACCAGCUGGGUGCCAGUGAUGCCCGUAAUCUGCUCCACCAGCUCAUCAAGUGCAACCAGCUCCGUGGCAGCCAAUCGGAUGUGCAGAAGCUGAAGUCUCAGCUGCUGGAUAUCGUGAUGAAGAACCAGACGCUGAACGAGACGCUGGGCUCGGUGUCGGAUGCGGUGGUCGGCCUCACGCCCAGCCAGCUGGAGUCACUAUCCCCCCAGGCUGUGCAGGGCUCCAUCGCCGUGCUGCAGCAGGUGUUGGGCUGGACAAGGAGCCAGACCAUCAUCCUCGCGCACAAGUACGUGGGCAGCAGCAAGGUUCUGUCGUUCAGCAACAUCAGCCAGCUGGGUUCCCUGAUUUCGGGGGUGGACACAAACCUCUUCUACAGCGUCAGCACGGAGGAGCUCGGCAAGGCCCUGGAGAGCACGCUGUCGCAGUACGCCUCUGACCUCAACCCUGCGCAGCAGCAUGCCAUUGUCAGCCAGAUGAUCACAGCUCCGGAGCUCUGGAUGGUGAUGAAGCAGAUCCCCAGCGUGUUGUUUGCGGAGGUAUCCCUGUCCACUCUGCUGGGGCUGCAGAGCAUUGAGACCAGCACUGUGGGGGAGAAGCAGCUCACACGAAGCCAGGCUUUUUUUCUCUAUGAUUCCCUGUCUAAGAGGAUGUCCACAACAGAUCUCAUAAGUACAGGGCAGCUUAUUAAAGGGAUUUCCUGUGAUCAGAUUCAUGAGAUGGACAGUAAGGCCUUCACGACCAACUUCACCCUCUUUGAAAAGAACUUCCACCUGCUCUCUCCGUUCCAGAUGAACUGCCUUGCCUGGAAAUACUGGGAAGUGUUAAAUACGACAAACACGUCGAUUCCACCCAUUCUAUUAUCCGUGCUUCCUGUGGCGUAUGUAGACAACAUGCCCUCUUCGUCAUGUAAGUCAUUCUUGGUGAGCCUGGGAAGGAUCCACUUGGAUCUCCUGGUUCUCUACACUGAGAAACAGGAAGCCAUCAUUAAGAAGGUGCUGCAGUGUUUGACUGAUGGAAUCCAAGAUGAGUAUGAUGUGGACAUGCUUGGCCGGCUCAUCUGCCACCUGCCUCCCGAAACCAUCCGGACCAAAAUAUCCCAGACGGCCCUGACUGCCACCCUCAGACAGUUCAAGACCUGCCGGGAUCUCAGUCAGGAACAGAAAGCUGCUGUCAAAAGCAAACUAGCAGAACUAUAUGGAAACUGCACUUACUGGACUGCAGAGCUGACUCAGGAUUUAGGACCCCUAGUAACUCUUUUAUCCAAAGAUGAAAUUACAGUAAUAGCAAACAAGUUCCCUGAUGAGUUGCUGCCACUGGCAGUGAAGGUAGCGGGAGGCUCUCUCCCGGAGGAGUUCCUCUCUGCGCUUUUCGAUGCUGUGCGAGGCUCCGGAGUGAGAGACCAGGCCGUGGACAAAGGGCCAGAUUGUGAUGCAGUUAGAGCUCCCACUGCUGACGACAUCAGGAAGCUGUCAGAGGCAAACUUGUAUUGGUCAGCGCCGGAGCUACAGUGCAUGUCUGAUGACACCUUCACCAGGACAGUGGAGCUGCUGGGGUCAGUGGAGGGAUACAACAUGUCUCAGCUCAGAGCCCUCAAGAACAAGGCCAAACGGGUCUGGGGUCCACUUUCAAGCUGGAAGAGCUACCAUGUGAUCUCCCUCGGAGCAAUAGGACUGGCGCUGACUGAGAGUGAAAUCAAAGAGCUCAAUCUGAGCUCCAUAGACACUGUGACCGCACUGAGCCAGCAGAGCACAUGGACAGCAGGACAGAUGAACAGCCUGCUGACCAGGUUCCUGGAGGUCUCGGGACUGUCCCUGGGGGCUUUGAAGGGCUCGGACCUGGCCGGCCUUGGCAUCAUUCUGUGUGGAGUGGACCCCAGCCAGAUCCAGCUGAUCAGUUCUGCCGCUUACAGUGCCACGGCUGCCCGGAUCGGCACUCUGCCCUGCCCAGCGGACGUGCUGCAGGAGCUCAAGAAGAAAGCAGAGAGCUUGUUCGGGGAAGUGGGAAACUGGAACAGCUCGGUGCUGCAGGAGGUGGGCACCGUCGCAGCUGGCUUGAGCAAAGAGGAGCUGAAGGCAGUCAGCAAGGAUCUGAUGCCAUACUUUCAACCCCAGGCCAUAGCAGCCAUUCCCCCUGAGAACUUUAAAGAGUUCUCUGUGGAGCAGGUCCAGAGCCUGGGCCCUGAGAAUGCUGCGGCGGUGACCCCCCUGCAGAUAGGGGAGCUCAGCUGGGAGCAGAUCCAGAGCCUGCAGGCCUCACUCGAUGGCCUCCGGGAGAGCAAUGCCAGCUGGGGCAGCUCGGGCAGCUCCACAGUCAACAUGGGUGCCUCUCUCCAUCACCGCGUGCGUCUCUGGCUCUGGGUUCUGUGUGUCGCUGGAUCAUGGAUCAUUCCUCGGAGAGAGCUAUAAAAGCACAAGACUAGAGCUGCAAUAUUGCGAGCUGCCUUAUUGCAUUUAGUGUACAUGCUGCCAAAUGUGAUGCCAAGUACUAUGUGAAACACUCCCCUGCUGCUUUCCAAGAACAGGGGAUGUGUGUAGGUCUAGUCACAUACAGUGUAGACACUAAAACGGGCUACACCUUCAUGCAAAUCAAGAUCUGUCUUGCGAAUAGCAAAAUGCACAGCGUAGAGUAGCAUCUACCAUCACCCUUGUAAAGGCUCACCUAAUAUGGAAAUAGACUUUCUGUACAAAAGGAUUCCCUUCCCAAGCUGGAAUUGCAGUACCUUGGGUAUUUGCAUGGUGUUGAGCUCUGUAUGUAGUGUUCCAUUUUGGAAAGUAUUGUUUUAGCAAUAACAGCAGCUACGUGAAUGUAUUUUAAAAAGUAUUGAACUGAACCUUCAAUGCCAUUUAUUUUGAAUGCUUUGAGAAACACUGGGCGGACUUCAUGUGGUUUUGCAUUCCGAAUAAUCCAGAUGUUCUGUUAGUUCAUUAAUAAUGAAUAUUGAUGGGUGCGGCUGAUAAAGUCUUUAUACAAUCCCCAGUGUGAUGUCCAGCCCCUUAUUAUAAUUAAUGAGCUGGUCUUGCUUCUAAGUGAAUAUUCCAGCGAAUAUAAAAUAUAAAGUGGGCGUUUCCACUUUUCACCUUUUUUGAGAUUCUAUUUUGCAAUGAUUAAUAAAUGGUAAAACCAUUUUUCUUUUGUUUUUGUUUACUGAAUUAAAGAUUUGUUUGAACAACAAAACACAGUGUAAUUAUGCCUAUUGAUAGGUUACGUGCUUUUUUUGUAUGUAUCAGCAGAAAGUGGGCUUUUUAAAACGUUAAGGUCUCACUCACUUGAUUCAGUAUGAAGCUAGUUGCAUGCUGUAUGUGUAACACGCCUAAAGAUGUCACAUAGAAUUUAAGUAUUUUUUAAAAAACAAUGGUACAUCACCAAUAUGUUUCAAAACUGCACAAUGUGUGUGUACGCAGUGUUGAUGAAGACUCCUGCUUAAUUAUUUUCAGUAAUUAGUUUUUAAAAUAUGAAUAGCGUUUUACGUGCUACAAAGUAGAGAAAUGACUUGUCACUGCCACAAACUGCUUGUGUGUCCUGAUUCGGUUAC